AUGGAUAUGGAUCUUGAGCCGAUCCCAGAGGAAGAACCAGAAGAGGAGGAACCCGAGGCGGAACCUGAGAAUGAUCCUGCUGUGCCUGAAGAAGAACCGGUGUACAUUCCCCCGUAUGAGCAGUGGAUUGACCCCGAUUUCGUGCCAGAGUACGGGUUUGAUGAGGAGUCCGACUCAGAGGAGCAGAUAGAAGUCCCAGCGGAGUCGGGUGACAUCAAUAACCCGAUUGAGAUCGGAGCCGAACCAGAGUCCUCGAAGGAGCAGACAGUUCAGGGAGAUUUAGAGUCAGAGGACGAAGAAUCAGACUCAGAGUGGACGCCUAGCAGAGGGCGUAGAGGUUAG
Messenger RNA from Syzygium oleosum, 342 nucleotides. RefSeq lists its product as uncharacterized. The transcript has a single exon. Bases 1 to 342 code for a protein of 113 amino acids. NCBI's taxonomy places the organism in Eukaryota, Viridiplantae, Streptophyta, Magnoliopsida, Myrtales, Myrtaceae. The record is from RefSeq and is a predicted model, not a curated record.